AUGUAUGAAAAAUAUAUGCAAUUGGCAAUGCCUCUCUUGCUUGUGUUGGUUGCUGUGGUGUUAGUUCAACCAUCCACAGCAGUUCCACUGCCACUCCCAAAAUGGCACAUUCAUGUGGUAAAUGGGCUUAGAAAUCAAACCCUAUUUGUGCAUUGUAAGUCCAAGGAUGAUGAUUUGGGAAACCACACUUUGAGUACCAAAGGGCAAGAAGUUCAAUGGACAUUUAAAGUGAACUUUUUUGGAACAACCUUGUUUUGGUGCUAUUUAAAGAAGCCAAAUUUCUACGUAGCGUUUGAAUCUUUUUGGGUUGAGAAAACUCACCCUUGGCUCACUUCUAGGUGUUUUGAUAAGAAUUGCAUCUGGAUUGCUAAAGAUGAUGGAAUUUACUUGAGAAACAACCUCACCAAUGUUGAUGAACUUGUACAUCCAUGGAACAAAAUGGUUUGA
Molecule: messenger RNA, 447 nt
Organism: Cucumis melo (muskmelon)
Lineage: Eukaryota; Viridiplantae; Streptophyta; Magnoliopsida; Cucurbitales; Cucurbitaceae
Product: S-protein homolog 1-like
Exons: 1
Coding region: 1-447 (148 amino acids)
Source: RefSeq, a predicted model, not a curated record